Caenorhabditis angaria is the source of this 1560-nucleotide messenger RNA. Lineage: Eukaryota; Metazoa; Nematoda; Chromadorea; Rhabditida; Rhabditidae. The record is from the annotation of a GenBank genome assembly.
AUGAAGUGGUUAAUCGUACUUCUCGUGAUUUUACAAAAUACUUUGGCCGAUCGAGUAUUGGUUUUGGGAGAAACUGCCGCUAUCAAAGAUACACAUUCAGUUUAUUUGAACUCGAUUACAGGUUAGUAUUGAAAAAUAAGAAAUUUCGAUUAUGUGGGAGAAUAACAUUGGGUAACCUUGUGGGAUCAAAAAUAUUCUAGUAAGGAUCAUUUUUGCGGAAUUCCUCUAUUUUCAGAACAAGCUCUUUCUCUGUUGUUAAAAUUCCAAAACUAAAACCCCUAGACAAAUCAAAUGUUUCAGCACGAGGACAUGAAUUGACAAUUCGUGCAGCUGAUGAUGCCAAUCUUGCUCUCUUCAAACAUGGUGAAUUGAUCUUCGAACAUCUUAUUGUUCUUGCUCCAGGAGUACAAGUUUUUGGUGGUUCACUUUCUUCGAGCGAAAUUUCGAAAUUCGUUGAUGCUGGUGGUAAUGUUCUGGUUGCUGCUGGUUCAAACAUCGGAGAUGCUAUUCGCGAACUUGCCGUUGAAAAUGGUUUCGAAUUCGAUGCUCCUGGAACUGCUGUUAUUGAUCAUCACAAUUAUGAUACAUCACUUGAUUCGGGAGAUCAUACAACUUUGGUUAUCAACAAAAAUCAAUUGAUUAAUGCUCAAUUAAUUGUCGGAGAUGCUUCGAAAUUGAAACCAGUUCUUUUCCGUGGAAUUGGAUUAGUUGCUGGCAGACAAAAUCGUCUCGCUUUGUCAAUUAUUAAAGGAACAACAACAUCAUAUUCAUUCGAUCCAAAAGCUCAACGCGUUACAAAUCCAGUUAUUGCUGGAACAAGAACAUUGCUUGUUGGUGGACUUCAAGCUCGCAAUAAUGCUCGAAUUGUUUUCACUGGAAGUGCUGAUUUGUUCUCAAAUGCUUUCUUCGGAGCUAAAGUCAAUUCCGCUAAUCCAUCAGUUCAAGAUAAAAAUGCUCAAUCUGGAAAUGCUGCUCUUGCCGACGCAAUCACAAAAUGGGUAUUGAAAGAAAAUGGAGUUAUUCGAGUCAAAAAAGUCAAUCAUCAUUUGGUCGGAGAAACUCAACCACCACCACAAGAAUAUACAAUUACUGAUGAUGUUGUAUACACAAUUGAAAUUGAAGAAUUGAAAAACGGAAAAUGGGUUCCAUUCCAAGGAAAAGAUGUUCAAUUGGAAUUCGUCCGUAUUGAUCCAUUCGUCAGAACUGUUCUUCAAAAUAAGGUUUGAAUUUGAUCGUUGAAAUGUUUUUACAAAUUUCUUAUUACAGAAUGGAGUUCUCACAGCCAACUUCAAAUUGCCAGAUGUUUAUGGUGUUUUCAAAUUCUUGGUUGAUUACCGUCGUGUUGGAUAUACUCAUUUAUACGAUGUUCAACAAAUGUCAGUUCGUCCACUUUGGCAUACACAAUACGAAAGAUUUAUUCGAUCUGCCUAUCCAUAUUAUGCAUCAAGUUUUUCGAUGAUGAUUGGAUUGGUUCUUUUUUCAAUCGUUUAUCUUUAUCAUAAAGAAGACCGAACUACUGGAGUAGCUACAAAGAAAUCAGAAGAUAAGAAAAAACAAUAA